Molecule: messenger RNA, 3732 nt
Organism: Python bivittatus (Burmese python)
Lineage: Eukaryota; Metazoa; Chordata; Lepidosauria; Squamata; Pythonidae
Gene: FAM234B
Product: family with sequence similarity 234 member B
Molecular function (GO): protein binding
Source: RefSeq, a predicted model, not a curated record
UGCGCGUCUUCUAUCGCCAGCAUGGCUACGGUGCUGUCACGGGCGCUGAAGCUGCCAGGUAAGAAGAGUCCAGACCUUGGGGAAUAUGACCCUCUCACUCAGGCUGACAGUGAUGAGAGCGAAGAUGACCUGGUCCUCAAUUUGCAGAAGAAUGGUGGAGUUAAAAAUGGGAAAAGUCCCCUAGGGGAAGUGCAGGAUGUGGACUCAGAUGUGGAAGCUGGGAUAGCCAAGCAGCAUCUCUCGGAGGGUAUGACAGAAGAGUACCCAAAUGAAAUGACCAAUAGUUUGGAGCAGAAGACAGCCAGUUCUUUGAUGCCUUAUUUGCGCACAGCCAUCUUUUUAUUCACUGUGGUUAUCUCCAUGAUCCUUGUGCUGGUGUGUGCUUUUCUCAUUCCUUGUCCACCAAGAGACUUGCAUAAUACUUGGAUUCACAACCUAGGUCAAGUGGCAGAUGGAGUGCUGUUUCCACCAGAACUUUUUGAUGUAAAUAAUGAUGGUCUCCCUGAUGUCUUGCUCUCCUUCACAGCUUUGAAAAAUGCUAGCGUACUGGGUGUCUCCACGCCAUGGGUAACUAUAAUGGCACUUUCAGGUAUGAAUGGCAGCAUCUUGUGGUCCAGUCAUGUUAAAGAAGAGAUUCUGAGUGUGCAAUGUAAGAAUUUAGACUCUGUAUUCUCAGCAGAGCCUGUCUGCCUUGUUACUGGGACCUCUACAUUCCUCAGUCUUCUGAGUGCCUCAUCAGGGAAGCCAGUUUGGACCUUUGAUUCAUCCCAGUUUCCUAAUGGAAUCUUGGCUGCUCCAGCUGUUAUUAUACCUGAUGUGGAUGGAGAUCGGGUCAGCGAUUUGGUGGUCUUGACCAUUGGAAAAACACAGCCAGAGUUAAGCUUUAUCCUGGUAUCGGGUAAAACUGGAAACCCCGUGGGAGGACCUGUGAAGUACAGUAUCAGCAGAAGUGGAAAACUGAUUGGUCCACAAACUUAUAUCACGAGCCACGGAGCAGUCUACAUCCUGUUUGGCUUUGGUCGGGUCUAUGCGGUUGCCUUACGGGAUAUCUUUGCUCAGGCCAGAAAUCAUGAUAAUUUCCCCCCAUUGCUGCAGCAAGAAGAACCAGAGUGGGAGAAACACAGAUCAGUCAAUUUGUUAGAGUUCAUUGAUAUUUACAGUGGUGGUGUUACAUUCCUACAGGCAGUGAAAUCUCCUGAUAGCAACUGCAGUGACCUUUUGAUUACCACUGAACAUGGUUUGACUUUACUGCGAGGUCAGGAUUUGGAACAGCGUUGGAAUCUAGAACAGACGGAUAUUGACAGCCAGCCUUGCCCAGGGUACUUCAAUGAUGAUCAAACUUUGGACUUCAUGCUUCAGGCACAGCAUGGAAACAUCUCUAGAAAGAUGCUGGUUGUGGAUGGUAAGUCAGGGCUACCAGUUUGGAGCUAUGAGCUGCCGUAUCACAUGAGAAAAUCAGAUGCACUGUCAGUGCUGACUUUGGACAAAAAAUCUGUUUUUCUUUUCUGGGCUAAUGAGAAGCAAUCUGUCUUCAAAAGUUUGGAACCCAGGCCAAGGAUUCACCAUCUUUAUCUUCUUCAUCCUACUUUCCCUUCGGUCCUUUUGGACUUGAGUAAUACGACAGACCCAGUGAUUGCUUCAUCCAUUGGAAUAAAUGAUCUUCAAAAAGAUGCCUUUUAUAUUACUGUGACAACGAGUCCCACUUCUGAACACCAGCCAGGGGUUCUCUCCGUUAGUAAGCUCCGCCUGCGGUGGGCUUUGAUGACCCAGAGCCGGGACAUACCUCUGAAAGACACAGAUCCCAAAAUCAAUCAUGGGGAACUGAGACGGAUUCUUUCCAGGAUCAAAUUUAUUGAUUUUGCUCAGAAGUUCUAGCCAUGUAUCUCAGGUGUUCUGAGUGACAAAAAUAUAUGGAGCUCCAUAUCUACAACUAAGCUGGUCAGUCAGACUUUGGGACAAUUUCAGUUAAUGAAGAAUGGGGACUGAAAACCCAGAUGUUUUAGCACUGGGGAAGCUGAACUGUUCAUCCUUAAGUAUCCUGACUUGAAGGAAAGCUGCUUGUCCCUUCCUUUGCUAUUAUAUGGUUACAUACUUCUUUCCAGGUGGACUGAAUGUGUGUAUUUAAACAGGGAUAUUGGGGUAUGUGUGUAUAAAUAGAUUGUCAUCUUAAUUUAUGAAGUAUAUCAGGAAGUUCCUAUUUAUAUUGUAGAAGGAUUUAAGUUCCUAUUUAUAUUGUAGAGGUAUUUCAGUGUAUUCUGCCUUUUGCCACUAUUCCCUUGGCUGGCACCCUUCACUCUUUGAGUUCCUUCAGCUCUUUUACCUCCUUUUGUUUUAGAGUUACUCUUUUUUCCCAUUCAGUCAUUCCUAUCUUCCAUAAUCCACAGUGAAUGAUGUUAUAUGUUCUAGUGCUGCUUGACUGCAUGCAUGCAUCCAUUCAUUCAGAGCCAGAUGGGAUUUAUUGCCACUGAUAGUGAGGCCAGUGACUAUCAGAUCUCUCAAAUGAGUCUAGAAUCAGCCUAUCCAAAUUAUAGGGGAGUUCUGUGUAACCAAUGGGUAAGAUGUUUGUUGCAAUGCUCUUGUAUUAUUGACUACUUAAAUAGUGAUCAGGCACACUCAAAGAAACAGCAUGAUAGAUGCAUUUGGUGUUAGUAUUACACAAGCUUUGGUAUUACCUCCUAAAAUAGAACUUGUCUAUCAUUAAAUAUGGUGAUGAUGAUUGUACCAUCUUCUCAUAAUGUAUGUUCUCAGUUUUGCUUUGAAGUAUUAAAAAAACUCAAUUCUGACAGAAGAUGCAAUUGAAGCUUUUUCAUAAGAACACGAGAGCCCUAAUGGAUAAGACCAAAGAUCUGUUUAAUCUAGCAUCCUAUUCUGGCUGAACAUCUGCCUUUAGGAAACUCACUAGCCAUUUCCCACUCAUGUUCCCCAAUAGCUGUUUCUCGAUACACAUUUUUGUGACUCCAUUGCUUACAUUCCUCCUCUAAGAGAACUGUCAGUUUAUUCCUGGAUCAGGGCUACUGCCUUGGCAACGUAAGGGGAAGUUUCUCAUACUGGAUUGAAUUGAAGAUCUGUACAUAGCCCCUUUCAAAUGUCUUUCUUCAUCAGCUUUUAUCCUGAUAGUAGUCCUGAGGCAGUGCCUCACUCUGCUGCUCCCUUUUUAUUUGUGUCUGUUGGAGAGGAGCUUGGCUCAAUGUUAGCACAAUUUAUAGCGCUUGUCUUCCUCACUGCCACCUCCUGGGCCUUUCUGGUUUUUCAGAUAAGUUUAAACAAGUAAGACAGUCUUCCUCAAUUUGGUGUCCUUCAGCUUGGUUGGACUGCAACUCCCAUUACUCUCAGUUUAAGGCCCUGCUGCAUAGGAGUAGCAGUCUAAUACAACCAUAAUGUGUGUGUCAUCAGUGUUUUGAGUGUGUCCCUCUGGCUGCUUCACACGGCAGUUUGAUGUAUCUGAAAGGCACCAAGUUGGGGAAAGCAGUAUCCAUGUUGCUUCCAGAGUUUCUGUAACAGGGAACAAUCUUGUGUUGCUUAACCCUUGUUGGCAAAUUCUGAAAACUACUUGAAAUGAUGACAUGCACCCUGAGUUUCUCCUUUUAGCUCAGAUUUGAUUUGUGCCAUUUGGUGCUUCUGAGCCUUCUGUGAUUGUUUUUUCCCCCCUGUAUCCCCUAUGCACUUUAAAGAAAAGGCUUGUCUGUAUGUUGUUUCGAACUAUAAACCUUAACAGAAGAAAUAAAUAUGUAC